This is a messenger RNA of Cylindrotheca closterium, 816 nucleotides long. The record is from the annotation of a GenBank genome assembly. NCBI's taxonomy places the organism in Eukaryota, Bacillariophyta, Bacillariophyceae, Bacillariales, Bacillariaceae.
AUGGUAAAGAAGAAGUGCAGAAGAAAUUGCUUUUGGGAAAAAGGAAGCCUUAAAGUAUUGGAUCCUGACCAUGAAACCAAUUCCAUUGCUGUGUUUGGAAAACCCAAUGGCAAUCAAGGGCUCACGGACUUUCUGUUUUACAAGGCUUCUGACCGACAGAGAGGCGAACUAAAGGAGCAAUGGAAGGAUGUUCGAAAUCUGAUGCCCAAAGCUAUGAAACAGAAGCCUGAUGUUGCACGGGGCAAACAAUCAGCUGCUUUGUACCAGCGGUGCAUCUGUUUUGGUUAUCGUAAGGAUCCAAAAGGAUCAGACAUUGGAGAAUAUGCAUACCAAAAGCAUGGAAAAAAAGACAAUGAGUCUGGUGACAGGGGGAUUUCUGAUAAGUUUUGGCAAUUGAGUGAAAGCCUAGAGGGAAUAUCUAAUCGAUUUGGGAAGCAUUUGUUUGAAGCUAAGUGGAUGGAUGAUCUGCGACAGAGAGUGCUGUUGCCAUCAUUUGCUGGCGGUAAAGCCAAAGCAACGCAGUUUUCUGUUGGCAUUAGAUAUUGGUCAGUCGCACACACUGAUGAUGAUUAUUACUUUACAACCUUGUCAUGUCUAUCCAAGAAUGAAGCUGAUCAUGAUAAAGUGUUGUACUAUUUCAUUUUUCCCUCUUACAAGGUGGCAGUGCCAAUGAAAUUGGGAGACAUUAUAUUCUUCAACCCAUUGGAGCUGCACUGUUGUUCUAAUCCAAGCUUACCAGAUGCUAUGAUAUUCAGUUUGUAUGUUUCUGCCAAGACUUUCAAUGCUCGAUUUGCUUCAUAUGCAAAAAGUACUUAA